Messenger RNA from Aphidius gifuensis, 3851 nucleotides. RefSeq names its product histone-lysine N-methyltransferase E(z) (gene E(z)). Gene Ontology annotation, biological process: chromatin remodeling. Gene Ontology annotation, molecular function: protein binding; histone H3K27 methyltransferase activity. NCBI's taxonomy places the organism in Eukaryota, Metazoa, Arthropoda, Insecta, Hymenoptera, Braconidae. The record is from RefSeq and is a predicted model, not a curated record. The coding region runs from base 144 to 2468 and encodes 774 amino acids. The transcript is spliced from 9 exons.
ACAAGCCCAUCAAGAUAAGUGACAAAUGACAAUGGCGCUUAGUACUCAGCGUCUUUUAUUUUAUUGACAUUAUUUUUGAUAUAUUAUACUACUCAAUUUAUGGUGAUUAUUAAUAUAAAUUGUCUAAUAAUUAAAAUACCAUCAUGUCAAAAAAUAAAGUGACACCAGAAUGGAAAAAACGAGUGAAAUCAGAGUACAUGAGAUUACGACAAAUGAAAAGAUACAAACGUGCUGAUGAAGUUAAAAUUGCAUGGAAUCAGAAUAGAAAAUCUAUGACUGAUUUAUUAACAACUGAGGAAAAAAGAUGGGCUGAUGGAAAAGCAAUGUGGCUUGCAAUGCAUGAAAUACCAUCUCAUGUAUCAUGCAUGAAAAAAGCUGAAAUAUCAAGUUCUGAAAAUGAAAUACAAAAUUGUCCAAUUAAAGUUUUAAAUGCUGUUACACCAAUACCAACAAUGUACACCUGGGCACCAAUACAACAAAAUUUUAUGGUUGAAGAUGAGACUGUAUUGCACAAUAUUCCAUACAUGGGUGAUGAAAUAUUGGAUCAAGAUGGUACAUUUAUUGAGGAAUUGAUUAAAAAUUACGAUGGAAAAGUUCAUGGUGACAGAGAUUCAGGAUUUAUGGAUGAUUCAAUAUUUGUUGAUUUAGUAAAUGCAUUAAUGAUUUCGGAAAAAGAAGAAAAAGAUCGUGAAUUAACAGCUAAAAAAACAAGAGAUCUAACAAAUAAUAAAGAUGACAAAGAAAAAGAAAGACGAGAUCCUGACUCAAAGCCAAUUGUUAAAAUUGAAAAAAUUGAUGAUAUAUUAGCUGGUAAAAAUACACCACCUCCAAAAGUUCCAUCAAUGCAAAUAUUCAGUGCAAUAUCAUGCAUGUUUCCAGACAAAGGAAGACCAGAAGAACUUCGUGAAAAAUAUAUUGAAUUAACAACACGUUCUGAUCCAAAUGUAUUACCACCAGAAUGUACACCAAAUAUUGAUGGUGUAUGUGCUAAAAAUGUACCAAGAGAACAAACAAUGCACUCAUUUCACACAUUGUUUUGUCGUCGAUGUUUUAAAUAUGAUUGUUUUCUUCAUCCUCGCAGGGAAAUAUUAUCAGAAGGGCUUCAAGUUUGUCACCCAGGACCAAAUUUACAAAAACGUAAAGGACCAGAUUUAAAGCCAUUUUCUGAACCUUGUGGUAUUGAGUGUUACAUGCAUUUGGAAGGAGUUAAAGAAAAACUUGCAGCUGAGGCAGCUGAUACAAAAGAUGAUGAAGGUGAUGAAAAACGAGGACCUCGUAAAGUACGUAAACAAGCAAGUGUUGAUUCUGGCAAUGAGGCUAGUAGUGAAGACAGUAAUGACAGUAAUAAAUUUAGUCAAGGUGGAAGUUGUCAAGACUUCAAACAAAAUGUAAAUCAUGACUUAAAACCAGAAGACAUGGAAGAAGAUGAAGAAGAAGAACAAGCACAACCACAACCAGAUCAUCAAAGUCCAUUUACAUUACUUGGUCUUGUACCACGUACUAAAACAGAAAGUGAAUAUUCAUGGACUGGAUCUGAGCAGAGUUUAUUUCGUUCACUUCAUAAAGCAUUUCCUGGUAAUCCAUGUGCACUUGCACAAAUAAUGUUAACAAAAACAUGCAAAGAAGUUUAUGAAUUUACACAAAAAGAAUCACAUGAUAUACCAGCAAUUGAAAGUAUGAAAGAUUUUACACCACCACGUAAAAAGAAAAAGAAGCAUCGUUUAUGGUCAAUGCAUUGUCGUAAAAUACAAUUAAAAAAAGAUUCUGGUGCAAAUCAUGUACAUAAUUUUGCACCAUGUGAUCAUCCUGGACGUCCAUGUGAUAAUUCAUGUCCAUGUAUACAGGCACAAAAUUUUUGUGAAAAAUUUUGUCAAUGUAGCAGUGAAUGUCAAAAUAGAUUUCCUGGUUGUCGUUGUAAAGCACAAUGUAAUACAAAACAAUGUCCAUGUUAUCUUGCUGUACGUGAAUGUGAUCCAGAUCUUUGUCAAACAUGUGGUGCUGAUCAAUUUCAUAUAACUAAAAUAUCAUGUAAAAAUGUUAGUGUACAACGUGGUUUACAUAAACAUUUAUUAAUGGCACCAUCUGAUGUUGCUGGUUGGGGUAUAUUUUUAAAAGAAUCUGCUGGUAAAAAUGAAUUUAUAUCGGAAUAUUGUGGUGAAAUUAUAAGUCAAGAUGAAGCUGAUAGAAGAGGAAAAGUAUAUGAUAAAUAUAUGUGCAGUUUUCUAUUUAAUUUGAAUAAUGAUUUUGUUGUUGAUGCAACACGUAAAGGCAAUAAAAUAAGAUUUGCAAAUCAUUCAAUUAAUCCAAAUUGUUAUGCCAAAGUCAUGAUGGUUAAUGGAGAUCACAGAAUUGGUAUAUUUGCCAAAAGAGCAAUACAACCUGGUGAAGAAUUAUUUUUCGAUUACAGAUAUGGACCAACUGAGCAACUUAAAUUCGUUGGAAUUGAACGUGAAAUGGAAUUUUUAUAAGCAUGAGUAAGAAAAAAACAUUGAAAAAUCAUCAAAAUCAUGUAAAUAUAAAUAAUCAAUCAAAUUGACUAAUUUUUUUGCUUUUUUUUUCUACAAAAAUGUAUCGAAAUUAUUUAUACAAAACAAAAAUUGUGUGAUGUUAAUUCAUCAAAAAAAAAUUACGAAUAAUUUAAAAAAAAAAAAAAAAAUGUUAAUUCAAAAUGAAAUAAUAAUUAAGUAUAAUUAAUUAAUCAUUUUUUUUUUUUUAAAUUAUACAAAUCUAUUUACCCAAAAACAAACAGAAAAAAAUUAAGUGCCGUUAAAUUAUCAAAUAGUUAUUAAUUUAAAAAAAAUGAUAAUAAUAAUAAUUGUAUCUACUUGAGUCGUGUAGAGUAAAAUAAUAAUUAAUUAGUUAAUUAGGCUAGUUGCUGCAUGUAUAUACAGCAUUGUUAUCUUUUAUUUUUACUCUAAUUUUUUACUCUUUAAAAUACUUAGUGUUUUUAAACGACUAAACACGAAUAAAUAAAAAAGAAAAUAUUAUUUGAUGAAAUAAAUUUUUUAACAUUAGAAUUUAGUUGAAAAAUAAACUUUCAAAGAAAAAAUAAAUUACCCAGUGGUAACAUUGUGUAAGCCAAGUUUUCCCUUUAUAUUAUCAUUAUCUUUUUUUUUUUUUUUUCUAUUUUAUUUUACUGUAUAGCCUUAUUUUCGUACACACUCAUACGUUUUGUGUAGUUGAGCUUCCACUGAAAAGCUUACACGCAGCUUCUGCCACCAGUUGCAGACAUCGCGCCAACGUGAACGCGCGAUUCUCUUACAAUUUUAUCGUAACAUUGAAAAUUGUAUCUACUAAAUUACCAUCAUCAAUGAAUAGCUAUUUUAACUAGAUUAAAAAAAAAACUAAUUAAUAUUUUUUAAAGUUACCAGGAAUAAAAUUCUAUGGAAAUUUGUUUUUUUAUUUUUUUGUUUAUAAAAGUACUUGUUUAAGAAUUUUUUUUUUGCACGUGAAAAGUGUAACUGUAAGAGUGUUUUUGUAAAUUUAUUUUAAAUAUAUUUGUCAUUUUAUAUAUUUAUUAUUCUUUUUUAGAUUUAUUUCAAAAACUACGUGUGUUUAGAUGAGAAAGUCGGUCAACAGACGAAUAAUUAUUGCCUGACAGUAAAAAAAAAAAAAAUUAAAUUAUUAAUAAUAUUCUAUUAUUCUAUUAUAAAAAAUAAAUUGUUUUUUGUUUUAUUGUUGUUGGAAGUAGUGCAGUUAUAAUAAUGAUGAUGAUGAUGAUGUAUUACAUGAUUGAGAGUGAAAGAAAAAUAUGAGAAGAAAAGACAACAAGAUAACGAGUAAAUACUGUAAUCAACAAAGGUAAACGGGGAAAAACACAAAACUCAUGAAAGUUUGGAAAUUGAUCACGU